UUGGAGGCUGAGAAACUGAGAAGGGAACUUAAAUGAAAUGAUGGAAAAUUCCAAGCAUGCUCUGAAUACAAUACCUGAACCAUCUAGACGUUCAAAAAUACCUAAAGCCCAAGAUCACAGCGCCCAAGAAGAAGAUAAACAACAAGAAGAAUCAAGUAUGAGCAAGAACCCCUGAAUCCAACGUUUCAAAAAUCAAUAUGAUUAAUGAAUACCUGUAGCAAAAAAUAUUUAGAACAAUCAAAACAUGCAAGGAUAUGCAGUCAUCAUUUCGAUUGAUGCCGUCCGCAAACCACUAAUGUUAUUCUUCUAUAAUGGGGCCAGCCGGUUGCCUAUAUUCAAGAACUUGGUGGCAGACAACCUAACAAUAAUUUAGAACCAAAAAGAUUUGUCACACUUGGUAUGCUGACUUACAGUAAUGGUGUUGUAUGAUCUAGCCAACCACAACUAUAUUUUGACAACUGCUGAAUGGGAGAUGGAUAAGGAAUUGAACUAACAAGCCAAUCAAAUUUGAUGUAUACAAUUUUCCCAACCAUACGUGGAGUUGAAUGCAAAAUUACCUACCUGAUUAAGCCAACCCCAUGGAUUUUGUUAUAUAAAUUCAGCACUAGCCUGGGUUUUCCUCACUCAACACAUUAAGAUUCCACUCUUUGUUUCAUAAAUUGGAAUUACUAGAAAUGGCCUCUUUCAAUUGCUUCAUCUUAGCCUUCUUCAUGGAGUUGACAUUUUCCAGCAUUAAUGUUGGAUCAGCAGCUCGUCGUCUUCAACAGUUACCACCUUUGCCUCCUAUACCAAGUUUGCCAAGAACAGGGCUGCCACCAUUGCCGUCUAUUCCAACACUGACACAGCCUACAAUACCAACUUUGCCUACCACCCAGCCAACACUAACUAAUCCUGGUUCGCUACCUCCACUUCCUAGCAUUCCCAACUUGCCAACAGUCCCAAGGGCUAUCUUGCCACCACUGCCAAGCAUGCCUUCAAUCCCCACAAUACCAACUACAAUUCCCUCAAUUCCAUUCCUCUCUCCACCACCUUCAACUACCAGUCCUUGAGAAUAUGCCGGUUUGAGAUGUCAAAUAGUUUCACUCAUUUGUUUCAUUUCAGUUUCAGUUUCAUUUCCUCUUUGCGUGCAGUGUGUGCUUUUCAGAUCAGAUUAUUUCAAUCAUCUUAGCAGAGAUGAGAGUUUCCUCGUUGUUUUUUGUACCUUGUGUCCUAUUAUGUAUUUAUAUUAUUAUUAUUCG
Durio zibethinus is the source of this 1238-nucleotide messenger RNA. RefSeq lists its product as uncharacterized. NCBI's taxonomy places the organism in Eukaryota, Viridiplantae, Streptophyta, Magnoliopsida, Malvales, Malvaceae. The record is from RefSeq and is a predicted model, not a curated record.